Messenger RNA from Anopheles nili, 840 nucleotides. RefSeq names its product trypsin alpha-3-like. NCBI's taxonomy places the organism in Eukaryota, Metazoa, Arthropoda, Insecta, Diptera, Culicidae. Gene Ontology annotation, molecular function: serine-type endopeptidase activity. The coding region runs from base 1 to 840 and encodes 279 amino acids. The record is from RefSeq and is a predicted model, not a curated record. The transcript has 3 exons. Gene Ontology annotation, biological process: proteolysis.
AUGAAGAGGCUAAUUAUAAAUUUGCUUUUAUGCGUAACCAGCGCGUUGGCGAACUCCAAUGCAACCGAAAUAUGGCGUUCGAAGCAAGUGCGCAAAGCCAUCAAGUCAAGUUUCCAGUUGGAGCCGAGUGUUUCCAGUCGAAUCGUUGGCGGAACUGAGGCGAAUAUCAAAGACUUGCCUUUCCAGCUGUCGUUACGUUGGGAUGGCUUUCACAUUUGUGGAGCGUCUGUGAUCGAUUCGUCCUUUGCCAUAACGGCGGCGCAUUGUGUCAACCCGAUGCCUCCUGUCGAAAGUAUUACCCUAAAAGGAGGCAGCUCGAACCGAACGGACGAUAACGGUGUCAUAUUCGAGGUGGAGGAAAUCAUAGUGCAUCCCAUGUUUAAUGCCAACAACUAUCACAAUGACGUCGCUUUGGUUCGAAUCGUGGGAUCGUUUACCGGUUAUGAAAAUAUACACCCCAUUACUUUGCAGCAUGUUCCAACUCUUGUGCUCAGCUCAAACCAGACCUCUUGCUCCGUGCAUGGUUGGGGACUCACGAGCAAUCAAAGCUAUCUUCCAGAAAUGUUGAGAAUGGUACGCGUUCCGCUGGUACCGUAUACCGAUUGCCGACGAAAAUGGAGUCCUUUGUCUGUGACGGCGUCCAUGAUCUGUGCCGGAGAGCUGCGUCGUGAUUCCUGUAUGGGAGACAGUGGUGGUCCAUUGGUGUGCAACAACCGUCUUUACGGAAUAGUUUCAUGGGGCGAUAACCAGUGUGGAAGCGCUUACCCGGGAGUAUAUACCAACAUAUCAUCGAAGGACGUUUCGAGUUUUAUCCAUCAAUAUGUUACGCAUUUAGAAUGA